AGGCAUUAAAUCAAGGCGAGAUUAUUGAAUUUAUUAAGUACGACCAGUUGGGGCAAGACGAUCAGGACCCUACAGAUACCAUUGAAGAACACCAAGAAGAAGAAUCAAAUUCAAUGGGGCAUUAGGACACUAGACUUACUAUCUUUAAGUUCCAAAUGAGCGCAGCAAGUCCCCUUCUUUUCCUCUUAAAACUGGCGUGGGACUGCAGAUUCCGGCUGCCCCUGCUGAUAACCGUCGGAUUUAUGGUGCUAGACGUGAGGAUGCAAUUGGACUUAAACAUACAAAUGAGACAAAUUCCUAGACCGAUGAAUGAAGCGAGACCUCAGGGGCAAGGACACGUUUCUAACAGGCAUAGGGAACAAGAUGGAGAACAUUCAGAUGGCAGUUUAAGUGAUAGUUCUUGGAGUACCGUUGACGAAACGGAGAUCACCGAUGAUGAGUAGGUGUCAUGACAAACAACAACAAAAAUAUAUGGUUUUUGUGAUAUUUUUAUUAAUUUUUAAACUUAUUUUUCAAUAAUUUUGGUACCUGUAGUUGCAUUCACAACUUGUUUAUUUAUCAAUUAACGUCUGAUUUUAGGGAUUAUUGUCUUAUAAACAAAUUUAUUCAAGUAAUUAUAGCUACAGUAAAACAAAUGUUAAACGGAAUUGUAAAAAUUCUAAACUAGUAAAAAUUAUAUUACAUGUAAAAAUAGAGUAUUUAAUAAACAUAAAUAUGAAUGAUUGA
Anthonomus grandis grandis is the source of this 726-nucleotide messenger RNA. RefSeq lists its product as uncharacterized. Lineage: Eukaryota; Metazoa; Arthropoda; Insecta; Coleoptera; Curculionidae. The coding region runs from base 156 to 443 and encodes 95 amino acids. The transcript is spliced from 4 exons. The record is from RefSeq and is a predicted model, not a curated record.